This is a messenger RNA of Nymphaea colorata (pocket water lily), 2195 nucleotides long. RefSeq lists its product as uncharacterized. The record is from RefSeq and is a predicted model, not a curated record. The transcript is spliced from 3 exons. Lineage: Eukaryota; Viridiplantae; Streptophyta; Magnoliopsida; Nymphaeales; Nymphaeaceae. Bases 243 to 1796 code for a protein of 517 amino acids.
GUUGCUUAGUCAAUAAUUAAGCACCACCCUCUUCCUCCCCUGCUCCUACUGUUCCCCCAACUUUAAAUAACAGUUUCUCUCUCCGCUUCCUUUUUCUCUCUCCUUUGCUUUCUCCCCCUUUACUCUCUCAGGUGGGCAGAGCCAGCACUGGCACCCGCUUUUUGGUCAAGAAAUGCGAGAAAAGAAGCUCGAGCAACAAGAUUCUGCAAUCGUGAGGUGAAGAAGAAGGAGAGGAGGAAGAAAUGGCCAGCAAUGGAGGCGGAACGGGCACCAGGAAUGGUGGGGCGGCCUCGAUCAGCGCUGCUGCGACCGCCUUCGCGUCAGCUGAGACGAGAUUCCCUCCCCAGCAACGGCGAAGGAGAUGGCGCUAUUUCUGGAGUGGGUUCUCUUGUUUUCGCUCACAAAAAGGGGGAAAGCGCGUAGUUCCAGCAUCUCGCAUUCCAGAUGUAAGCAUACCUGGAAACCACUCGAAUGGGCCUCAAUCUGGAGGCAUCUCUGCUCAAUCUACAGCGCUGGUGCCCUCUCUUCUUGCCCCACCAUCUUCUCCAGCGUCUUUCACUAAUUCUGCACUCCCAUCAACUGCUCAGUCACCAAGCUGUUUCCUGUCUCUGUCAGCAAACAUGAGUUCUCUUGAUGGACCUUCAUCCACCAUGUUUACAACAGGCCCAUAUGCACAUGAGACUCAACUAGUGUCUCCUCCUGUUUUCUCUACAUUCACUACAGAACCUUCUACUGCUCCACUUACCCCUCCACCAGAAUUGGCUCACCUUACCACUCCUUCAUCUCCUGAUGUGCCCUUUGCACGGUUGCUCUUGUCAUCCCUUGAACUAAAAGGUGCAAGAAAGGAAGACUGUGUGAAUCUUCCAUAUGAAACCUCUGGCUAUGUUUCUGCCAGUGAUCUUCAAGCAGCCUACCAACUUUAUCCUGGAAGUCCUGCCAGCCGCCUUGUUUCACCAAAGUCAGGACAAUCCACUGCUGGGCUGUCUUCUCCCUACCCUGAACAGGAGUUCCCUCCCCAGUGGAGCGCCUUAAUAUCUUCCCAAGAGAUGUUCCUUCCCAGAAACAAGCCCUCAAAGCUGUUUGGCAACAACAUCACAACUUCUAGGAAUUUCAGCCCUUCUCAGGAAUCUAGUUUCUUUUGCCCUGCUGCAUCAGCACAAUUUUAUCUCGACCAGGCACAACAACCGAGCUCAUCCUAUCCUCACUGUGGUGGGAGGUUAAGUCUUUCAAGGGAGGCAGAUGCAUACUCUAAUGUUGGCAACACACACCAUAGGCACAGCAAAGCACGCAAAUCAGAUGCUGAGGAGAUUGAAGCAUAUAGAGUCUCCUUUGGAUUCAGUGCAGAUGAAAUUAUUACUGCUCCUCAUUAUGUAGAACCUUCAGAUGUAAUCGAGGACUCCUUCACAAUUAUACCAUUUGCAACUACUAUUCCAUAUACUAAAGAUUCUGCACUCUCUGACAUGAAGAUGGAAGGGGAAAGGAUGCAGGUGAAAAGUCCAAAUUCGUUGGAUGCUGAAGUUUCAAAAUCUUCAAUAGAUCAAAAUGAAGGUGGUAUUAAGCAUGUGAUGCAGAAUACUUCUGGUACUGAUCCAUGUGCAGAUGCUGGGUCACGUGAGCAGACAGGAGACCUGUUUCCAUCCAGCAGUUCAAGUAACCCUGCUAUGCUUGGACAAGAAAUACCUCCGGAAGAGGAUUUGGAUGUUAGUAAAGGAUGUCAGGCAGUUUUGUCAGGUCCAGAAGGAGGAACUGAACAUAAAGCUGGAAGAGCUGAAGAUGGAAGAGAUGGCCUGACAUAAUGCUAUCUACUAACCAGUAUUUCUGAAUGGUUAUACUAAUUAGCAGGUUACUUUAUUUUCAGGUUCAGGGUAAGAAUAUGUAUGAAAUUAUGUCAAAGUGAUGCAGUGGUCUAACCUUUUUCAACUCCUGUAGCAGCAACUGAUCUGCAUGCUAGGCUUAGGUGCAUUUCACCUGUUCCUUUACGCUUUGGUUUUUCUGUUGAUAAUGUUAUGUGCUAUCUUGAUACAGACUGGUAGUAGAAAAUGUCAGUUGCCACGGCAUGCUUACUUCAGCAUUAGGAUGUUAUGGAGCAGUAGUCACGCGUGCCCUUGUAAAAUGAGAUAGCCGCUAAAUUAAUGGCUUACUUGUGCACUUGUAAGUGUUUGAUCUGCUAUUGAAUUCUGUGGAUUUAUCAUGUA